ACUCUGAGUGAACUUUCUGAAAGUGAUGCUGCUGCUUAUGGAUUACUAAAGAAAAUGCAUUCUGCCCAUUUUGUAGGUUUGCUCUUCAUUCUUCAUGCAAUUUUACCAAUUCUGGGGAAAAUAAGUAGGAUUUUUCAGAAGAGUUAUCUUAAUUUUAGUACAAUUCAGCCUACUUUAGACAGUGCAGUUCAAGAACUGAAACAGAUAAGAAGUGAAAGAAGUCCAAUUGAGUUGGCUAAAUCUGAAUUGAGUGAAGGUGGAAGGCUUGAACUACUAGAUAUCACAAUAAACCAGAAUACUGAACACCAGCUUGGACAGACACUUAGCAACUAUAUUUCUGCAUUAGUGGAAAAUAUUGAAAGACGCUUUCCUGAUGUUCCAAUUUUAGUUGCUCUCAAUAUUUUCAAUCCCUGCCAAAUUCCUGAUAAGGACAGUGAAAGCUUCAGUUCAUAUGGUGACGAUGCUGUCGAAAUUAUUCACCAGCAGUUUCUCUCAGAAGGUUGCACCCAGUCCCUUGCUGAAGUAAAAGCAGAAUGGCACCUGAUGAAAUAUCAUAUUGCAGAAAAAAAGUGUCAAAUACCUGCAUCAGAUGAUUUUACUCCUUUGGAAUGGUGUUUGAGUGAAAUUAUGAAGCAUAAAAACGAAUAUAAUUACAUGUGCCCCUACCUUACAAAACUUGUAGAAUUGGUACUUACAAUGCCACUUUCUAAUGCAUGGCUAGAGAGAGGUGCCUCAAAAGUAAAAAUCAUUAAAACUGAUCUCAGAAACAGACUAAAAAAUGAUAUGUUGAAUGGAUUACUACAUAUUGCUGUCAAUGGUCCAGACUUGUGCACAGAGAAGUGUGAUGGUUUAGUUUCUGAUGCAGUUGAAAUGUGGAUCUCUGCCAAGAAAAGGAGGAAGAUUCCUUCCAGUAGGACUUCAGGUACAGGAGAGGAUAGCAGGAAAACAUAUAUGGAGGCAGAAGUCCAGACUGAGUCCGAACCAGUAUUACAUGUAUCACAUGGCACAGAUGUUGAUGAUGAAGAAGAAGCUGAUGAUGUUGGAUCAACCUGUGAUGAUGACCAUGAUAAAGACAAACUUUUUGAAAAUACUCUUCUACAAUUAAAAAUAGCAAAAAAUCUCAGGGAAGCAGAGGAGUAUAGAAAAAAAUUCAGUGUUGAUAGUGAAUCUGAUUGGAAUUCAGAUGAUGAAUUUUAA
Molecule: messenger RNA, 1197 nt
Organism: Saccostrea cuccullata (small rock oyster)
Lineage: Eukaryota; Metazoa; Mollusca; Bivalvia; Ostreida; Ostreidae
Exons: 2
Coding region: 55-1197 (380 amino acids)
Source: RefSeq, a predicted model, not a curated record